Molecule: messenger RNA, 1266 nt
Organism: Micromonas commoda
Lineage: Eukaryota; Viridiplantae; Chlorophyta; Mamiellophyceae; Mamiellales; Mamiellaceae
Product: voltage-gated ion channel superfamily
Exons: 1
Biological process (GO): regulation of membrane potential; potassium ion transmembrane transport
Cellular component (GO): membrane
Molecular function (GO): voltage-gated potassium channel activity
Source: RefSeq, a predicted model, not a curated record
AUGGAGAACGUGCACGUGUUCGACGCGGGGUGGGUGGAAAAGGUGACGAGGCAUCCGCACUGGUGGGUGAUCCACCCGUUCAGCCUAUUCCGGCGCCGCUGGGACAUUGUUCUCAUGCUCUGCCUCUGGUACGUCGCGCUCUGCGUCCCGUUCGUCAUAGGAUUCGAGGUGCAGUACGAAGAGACGAGCGCGUUGUACGUCGUGGAUAGGAUCGUGGAUUGUUUCUUCAUACUCGACGUGGCGUUCAACUUCCUCACCGGGUACACCAGCCAAGAUCACGCGACGAUAGUGAUGCAGCCCGGCAAGAUUGCGAGGCACUACGCCAAGACGUGGCUGGUUUUCGACCUCAUCGCGUCCGUCCCGGUCGACCUGAUGCUGGGCAACUUCGUGCGGGUCAUGAAGCUUUUGCGGCUCGUCAAGCUGUUUCGCAUGCUCCGCCUUAACCGCAUCUUGCACAGGCUGGAGCGCAAGAUGAGCAUCAAAUAUGGGCUGUGGCAAGUGAUCAAAUUCGCGUGCGUGGUUCUCUGCCUCGGGCACUGGCUCGCGUGUGCUUGGUACCUGAUGCACACGCUGGAGAGCGGCUGGGGCGAGCGAGCCUCGACGGCGACGGGACUAAAACCAACGUGGGUAGACGCUCUCGCGGAAUCCCACGGCACCGAGCCUCUGUAUCACCAGAGCCGGUGGAGCCAAUACCUCACCUGCGUGUACUGGGCCAUGACCACCAUGACCACCAUCGGGUACGGCGACAUCGUUCCGAGCAACGUGGACGAGCGAAUACUGACAGUGUUUGCGGAGUUGAUGGGCAGCAGUGUGUUUCUCUACGGGCUAACCCAGGUCACGGGGCUCAUCGCCAACAUCAACUCGUCGGAUGUGGAGUUUCAGAAGCUGAUGGACGUGGCCAACGAGUACUUCGAGUUUCGACAGAUCCCGGUGCCGCUGCGGGUGAAGGUGCGAGAGUUCUUCCACUAUAAACGCGCAUCGAGCCUGUUCUACGGGGAGAAGAAGUUGUUGGCGCACGUCUCUGACAACAUUCGCGCGGAGUUGCAGAUGUGGUCGCUGCGAAGGGUGCUGAACAAGACGCCGUUCCUGAGAGACGCGGAUGAGAAAUUCGUGAAGCUCAUCGUGCACAAGCUCACGCGAAAGAUUUACGGACCGCGUGAGAUUGUCAUUCGAGAAGGGGACAUCGCAGACGAGAUGUACUUCGUGGCUCACGGCGAGGUGGAGAUACUCGUGGGCCGUACCAGGAUCGCGUAUCUGGACGCGGGC